This is a messenger RNA of Eurytemora carolleeae, 625 nucleotides long. RefSeq lists its product as uncharacterized. The record is from RefSeq and is a predicted model, not a curated record. Bases 99 to 452 code for a protein of 117 amino acids. Lineage: Eukaryota; Metazoa; Arthropoda; Copepoda; Calanoida; Temoridae. The transcript has 5 exons.
CUACAUCCACAUACAAUAGUAUACGGUAGAAUACAUUUAUCCUUCCUUCUCUACUCAACUACACUACAUCCACCUACAGUAGUAUACGAUUGCAAAGUAUGAGGUUACUGAUCAACCUGGUUUGUAACCAGGAGAUGAUCCCUCCACUACUAUCUACUCCUUCACCCUCCCUCUCCUUCCUCCUCAAUCCAACCACACCAGAAGAGGAACUUCUUAGAUCUUCGACUCUGUUGGCAAAUAUUUGUGUAACCAGCUCCCGGCUUAAUCUUUCUCACCCUGCUACAGAAGGUUUUCUAAUGGAACCUGGAACACUGCAGGAACAGAUAUUCAUCAAUCAGAGCAGUCUAAUUCUUAAUCAGGCUGUACAGCUGAGAGACUCCUGGCAGGGCAGUACAGAUAUUAAAUUUCAAGCCAGUAAAAUCGCCGCAGUUCUUGGGGGAUUACAUGUGUAAUAUUGUGUACUUUUUCAAUUAACGUGUACUACUCUGUGUUCUGGCAUUUUUGUAUGAGUUUUGUACAAUGCAAAGUAUGUUUGGUGUACUCAUAUGGUGUAAACUGUACUGUGUACAUGCUGUUAAAAUUUUGAUGCAUACGAUUGAUAUUAAAAUAAAGUAUGAAAGGGUUC